Akanthomyces muscarius is the source of this 774-nucleotide messenger RNA. RefSeq lists its product as uncharacterized. The record is from RefSeq and is a predicted model, not a curated record. Lineage: Eukaryota; Fungi; Ascomycota; Sordariomycetes; Hypocreales; Cordycipitaceae. Bases 1 to 774 code for a protein of 257 amino acids. The transcript is spliced from 2 exons.
AUGACUUCGUUUUUGUUUCCAGCAACAACGGCAUCCCAAGGUUUGCGAUUGCGCAACAAUUAUGGCCUGGUAUACACAGACAUUGUCAGGGCGUCAUCUGACUCCAUCGACGCCCUGUCCCUAUAUCGUGAUCUCCUCUUCUCCCGCAGUCCCGACGCAGACAGUGUUGGCUUUGCCGCAUUUGAUGCCCACGUCGGAGAUACCUCAUGCCAGGUCCGUGCCGCUAUGCUGCUUGACUUGACGAGGCAACAUAGAAAAUGGGCAUCAGAGAGCAGCAAGGCUAUCUGGCUGGACGACUACAUCCAGCGACUCAUCCUUGUGCGUGAAAGGGCUAAAGGCAUUCUCGCUGACUUGACCAUCCGUCGCAUCCACCCAGCAAAAUUGGGCAUUGGCGCGACAGAAGACACGCCAGCGGGGAUCCUGAGUAACUUGGGGUGGAAAGAGCCUGACGUGGCUCAACGGGUGGAUGCUCUUUAUCAGCGCGCCAUACCCGCACUCACCAACGCAUACAAGCUGCAGCCGUUGAAGGAGUCUGAGAAAAGCCUACCCUUCGCGCUACAGGACCCGCGAUCAGACAGAACAGGGACUCUAGCGGACUCUGUCUCGGGUUUGGAGGGGACGGGCUUGGAAAACCUCUCGGAAACAUCAUGCUCAUCCGAGACUUCGGAUGUUGAAUCAACGCCUUCAUCUCGGACUUCAGACACCGGCUCAGAAACGCCUCUCAGUGUCCACCUUGAAGAACCCCGGCACCGCAUGGGACGCGCUCGACGCUAA